Molecule: messenger RNA, 1381 nt
Organism: Neurospora hispaniola
Lineage: Eukaryota; Fungi; Ascomycota; Sordariomycetes; Sordariales; Sordariaceae
Product: glycoside hydrolase superfamily
Exons: 1
Coding region: 131-1231 (366 amino acids)
Source: RefSeq, a predicted model, not a curated record
UCCUUUCCGCAUCACUUAUACCUACUCUACUACUACACUGCAUACCAUCCGAUCUGGCUGCAUAGCGCAUACCGUACGCAACUUACUUACCGUCCACUCACCUUCCCUCCUCGGUCAACAAUCCCGAACAAUGGCGGACACGCCCAAGUCCGGCCAGUCGGAGGAGCACCAGGCAAAGCCCGUCGUCGACGAGGCCGGCCUCAAAUCGGCGGGAACUACCCCACCCCGGCGCCGAUCCCGCAAGAUCCUCUACAUCGCCAUCGCCGCCGCCGUCGUCGUCGUCCUCGGUCUCGCCCUCGGCCUCGGCCUAGGUCUCGGUCUCAAGGACCACGGCGGCCGCGACGAAAACGAGCCCUCCACCCCGAGUCCCUCCGAACCACCCGUCACCCCCAACGGCACAGUCUGGCAACCCCCCGUCGGCGCCAAAUGGCAAAUCAUCCUCAACUCGGUCCUCGACGUGCCCUCCGCCAACGCCAAGACGUCACCGGCUUUAAGUCCUGACGUGCCCGUCUGGGACUUUGACAUGUUUCUCCACCGCAACACCACCGUCAUCGCCAACCUGCACUCCCUCGGCAAGCGCGCCAUCUGCUACUUCUCCGCCGGCUCCUACGAGCCCUACACGCCCGACAACACGUCCUUCGUCGCCGCCGACCUGGGAAAAACCAUGGACGGCUGGCCCGACGAGAAGUGGCUCGACAUCCGCCGCACCUCGGUCCGCAACAUCAUGCUCAAGCGCCUCGACAUCGCAGCCGCCAUGAAAUGCGACGCCGUCGACCCGGACAACGUGGACGGUUACCAAAACGCCAACGGCCUGGGCCUGACCAAGCAAGACACGAUUGACUUUGUUCGGUUCCUAGGCAAGGAGGCCUCCAAGCGCGGAUUGGCCAUGGGUCUGAAAAACGCUGGCGAGGUCAUUGAGGAUGUCCUGGACGUGGUGCAGUUUUCGGUCAAUGAGCAGUGCGCGCAGUAUAACGAGUGUGAUACCUUUGAAAAGUUCACGGCGGCGGGUAAGCCGGUGUUUCAUAUCGAGUACCCUAGUGGUGCGCCAAAGUCGGUCAAGACGCAGGAUAGCAGGAAGCUGUGCGGCGCGACGGGCGCGGAUAAGUUCAGUACUGUGUUGAAGGGCAUGGAUCUGGAUGCGUGGGUGGAGUACUGCGAUGGAAACGUGGCGGAGACCAAAGUUGCGAAUACCUCCUCUGAUGAUGGAGAUGAUGGGUCGGAUGAUGAGUGAUGGAUUAAUGAUGUCUUCUUGGUGAGAUGAAUCGUUGCAUGAACUGCUUGCCUUACCUUGUUACAUUUACUAUCUACUUGUAUGGUACUGGGAUUUCCCAUGGAGUGGUGGGCCUUUGCAUCGGGAAAAAAAAAAAAGGACCGUCGCACU